AUCUGGCGCCGCGUUCCAUCAGCCUGCAGUGUCGACGCUUUAGGAGAGGCAGUUAGAAAAGGAGAGAUACAUAUCUCUCAGCCCCAGAGCAGCACUCGUGGUGCCUGUCUAGACUGUGACAGGUGGAGCUGCUGGGCUAACUGCGGAUCUGAUGGGGAAGUUUUCCUUGGCUUUCACGUGGCUUUGGCUGGGGAGCCCUGAGAAAGUGGCUGCCUCCUUUUUCUUAAGCCUGGCUUCCCACAGGGCAGUGGCUAGGGGAGAGUGAUGGAGAGAAAGGCUAAGUUAAGGGCCAAAGAAAGUGGAGGAAGGCUGGCUUGUCCCGCUGGACUUCACGGCGGAGCUGCUGCAAUCUCGCAGGCUGGGCUCCUGCCCCAGGUGGACCCGAGUGCCUGCGGGGAGGCGGGUGUGGCUCCUCCGGGAGGUGACAGCUGGAGGGGCCCGUACGGAUCUGGUCUGCUCCGGCUCUCCUGUCGUAGCCGGCGCCCUGGGACCGGCGCAUGAGCACGUCUCGGAGGAGCCCGAUGCGCUGGGUAGGGCCGGGUGGUCACCCCCGCCCCGCUUCCAGGGGUGACUGUGCCUCUGACGUCAGACGGCUUUUGGGUCAUUCCUUGGCACCAGGACUUUAUUUUCAUAACAGCAUGAAGUGCCGUGAAACUGGAAUAGGCGUGUCCUCUGCCUGGACCCUCCCCCGCCCCUUGUCCCUCUGCUCACCCCUCGCUCCUUCCCUCCCUCCGGCGAGGGCCGCCUUUAUAACAACUGCUCGGAGCGGGAGAGCGGGAUAGCUGUCCGAGGGCGCCCCCAGCACUGAGGAGCUCGCCUGCUGCCCUCUUGCGCGCGGGAAGCGGCACCAAGUUCACGGCCAACGCCUGGGCGCUAGGGUCCAGAAUGGCUACAACAGUCCCUGAUGGUUGCCGCAGUGGCCUGAUAUCCAGGUACCACAGACUUUGUGAUAAGGCUGAAGCUUGGGGCAUCGUCCUAGAAACGCUGGCCGCAGCCGGGGUUGUGACCUCGGUGGCCUUCAUGCUUGCUCUCCCACUCCUCGUCUGCAAGGUGCAGGACUCCAACAGGCGAAAAAUGAUCCCGACUCAGUUUUUCUUCCUCCUGGGUGUGCUGGGCAUCUUUGGCCUCACCUUCGCCUUCAUCAUCAGACUGGACGGGAGCACGGGACUGGACGGGAGCACGGGGCCCACACGCUUCUUCCUCUUUGGCAUCCUCUUCUCCAUCUGCUUCUCCUGCCUGCUGGCUCAUGCCCUCAAUCUGACCCAGCUCGUCCGGGGGAGGAAGCCCCUCUCCCUGUUGGUGAUUCUGGGUCUCGCCGUGGGCUUCAGCCUCGUCCAGGAUGUCAUCGCUAUUGAAUAUAUUGUCCUGACCAUGAAUAGGACCAACGUCAAUGUCUUUUCUGAGCUUUCCGCUCCUCGUCGUAACGAAGACUUUGUCCUCCUGCUCAUCUACGUCCUCUUCUUGAUGGCGCUGACCUUCCUCAUGUCCUCCUUCGCCUUCUGUGGUUCCUUCACGGGCUGGAAGAGACAUGGGGCCCACAUCUACCUCACGAUGCUCCUCUCCAUUGCCAUCUGGGUGGCCUGGAUCACCCUGCUCAUGCUUCCUGACUUUGACCGCAGGUGGGAUGACACCAUCCUCAGCUCUGCCUUGGCUGCCAAUGGCUGGGUCUUCCUGUUGGCUUAUGUUAGUCCUGAGUUUUGGCUGCUCACAAAGCAACGAAACCCCAUGGAUUAUCCUGUUGAGGAUUCUUUCUGUAAACCUCAACUCAUGAAGAAGAGCUAUGGUGUGGAGAACAGAGCCUACUCUCAAGAGGAAAUCACUCAAGGUUUUGAAGAGACAGGGGACACGCUCUAUGCCCCCUAUUCCACACAUUUCCAGCUGCAGAACCAGCCUCCCCAAAAGGAAUUCUCCAUCCCACGAGCCCACGCUUGGCCGAGCCCUUACAAUGACUACGGAGGAAAGAAAGAGGGCAGCUAACUCUGUCCUGAAGACUGGGACAAACACAGCUGGGCGGCAGAUCCAGCGGGAGCUCAAAGGGAUGUGGGCGAAAUCUUGAGUCUUCUGAGAAAACUGUACAAGACGCUACGGGAAGAGCUUGCCUCCCUCCCACGUCAACCACAAUUCUUCCAUGCUGGGGCUGAUGUGGACUAACACGACUCCAGUUCUUAGCGGCCUGUGGUGGUUUUUUUUUUUUUUUUUCCUCAUCCUUAGGAUACUUCUUUUAAGUGGGAGUCUCAGGCAACUCAAGUUUAGACCCUUACUCUUUUUGUUUGUUUUUUGAAACAGGAUCUUGCUCUGUCACCCAGGCUUGAGUGCAGUGGUGUGAUCACAGCCCACUGCAGCCUUGACCUCCCAUGCUCAAGCAGUCCUCCCAUCUCCGCCUCCCAAAGUGCUGGGGCUACAGGCAUGAGCCACAGCUCCCGGCCUAGACCCUUACUCUUGCUGUUACUUUCCAUGGACUAAAGGUCUGGUCAUCUGAGCACACGUUGGCUCACACAGCUCUAGGGGCCUGCUCCUCUAAGUCACAGUGGCUUUUGUGAGGAUUGCUUGGCCCAGAGCAGACCUGCACACCUGAACAAAAACAGCACAGGCCUGUCUCUCAACCCACUGGCCUGAAUCUACACUGGAACCAACUUGCUGGCACCCCCGCUCCCCAACCCUUCUUGCCUGGGUAGGCAAGGCUAAAAGAUCACCCUACAUUUACUCAUCUCUCUGGUGCUGCCCCACAUUGGGCCUCAGCAGCUCCCCAGCACCAAUUCACAGGUCACCCCUCUCUUCUUGCACCGUCCCCAAACUUGCUGUCAAUUCCCAGAUCUAAUCUCCCCCUACGCUCUGCCAGGGGUUCUUUCAGACCUCACUGGCACAGGCCCAGUUGCUCCUUGUCAGGAGAAUUUGCAGAUCAUUCUUACUCUAAAUUCCUGGGGCUGAUACUUCUCUGUCUUGCACCCCAGCCUCUGUAAAUAGAUUUACCGCAUUCACGGCUGCAUUCUGUAAGUGGGCGUGGUCUCCUAACAGAGGAGUGUUCAUUGUGUAAUAAGUUAUUCACCUGAGUAUGCAAUAAAGAUGUGGUGGCCACUGUUUCACGGUGAUGGCAGCAGUUA
This is a messenger RNA of Mandrillus leucophaeus (drill), 3101 nucleotides long. It is a transcript of the gene GPRC5A, whose product is annotated as G protein-coupled receptor, class C, group 5, member A. Bases 886 to 1977 code for a protein of 363 amino acids. The transcript has 5 exons. Lineage: Eukaryota; Metazoa; Chordata; Mammalia; Primates; Cercopithecidae. Gene Ontology annotation, cellular component: intracellular membrane-bounded organelle; extracellular exosome; signaling receptor complex. The record is from RefSeq and is a predicted model, not a curated record. Gene Ontology annotation, biological process: G protein-coupled receptor signaling pathway. Gene Ontology annotation, molecular function: G protein-coupled receptor activity; protein kinase activator activity.